GCAGAUUACAUUGAGGACCCACAGAUUCACUGCACGGCAAUCGGUUUGGACGUUACGGCAGGGCGGGGGACGCAUCAAAGAAGGCACACUUACACUAUAAUACGCCGAGCCCGGAGAUGUACGAGAUCUGCUCUAUUUGCGUUCACUGACAGCUCGACGUCGCUGCGCAGCAUGAAAUACCGAGCAGGGUUGGAUUCCCUUCCGCCCGACCUUCGCACUUCCUUGUCCAAGCUCUCGACGUUGUCAGUUCUAGCGAUGCAGGAAUUUGUGCCGUUCCACACGCUGCCGGACGCCCCUGCCGACUGGAACCCGUAUAGGCUAACCUUCAAUCUGGGUGAAGACGCGGACGAACCGGAUUACGACGUGUUUGUGUUUUCUCCGCCAGACGAGGCGCAGACGGAGACGGAGAUGGAAGUAUCGCCAAAGUCCUCAGCAGACUAUUACGCACCUGUAUAUGGGACGCGGAUAGUGGCGUUCCAUUUCUUCCAUGACGCACGAGGGGAGACGCAAUGCAUCCCGGCGUUUGUGACUGCACCUGACUCGCCCUCGAAGCCGCCACAAGCUGGAGCAGUCGGGGUGAAUACUGAGCGAGUCGCGAGUACGAAGAUGAAGAGGUCAAGGUUGAGCCGUCUUCGCGGCAUAUUUGCGAGGAGGAGUAAGAGCCGUGCAAAAGCAUUGUCGUGAAAAUCCUGUCAUUGGUACCCAUUUUCUGCCACCCUCCUCCCCCUCAUCCCUCACGAGGUUACAAAAUUGGCGUACAACACAUGCAUCAAUACCGCUUAAGACACGACAACUGUACCCUGCUAUUAUACCUUUCAUCUCUCAGACCUCAUCAAUGCUCCCAGUCCCUCGUCAC
Messenger RNA from Gloeophyllum trabeum ATCC 11539, 856 nucleotides. RefSeq lists its product as uncharacterized. The transcript has 4 exons. The record is from RefSeq and is a predicted model, not a curated record. Lineage: Eukaryota; Fungi; Basidiomycota; Agaricomycetes; Gloeophyllales; Gloeophyllaceae. The coding region runs from base 172 to 684 and encodes 170 amino acids.